This is a messenger RNA of Thamnophis sirtalis, 2691 nucleotides long. The record is from RefSeq and is a predicted model, not a curated record. Lineage: Eukaryota; Metazoa; Chordata; Lepidosauria; Squamata; Natricidae.
UUAGCUCCUCCCCGUAUCCUCAGCCUACUGGAACCGAUUCGGCAUAUGGAACACUGUAUCGAGUUUUCAGUGCAUGGGAACCCUCCACCCCAAAUCCAUUGGCUGUACAACGGCCAGUAUCUUAGGCAAACCGCCUUCAUCCGCAUGGACGUCUACCAGGGUGGGGACAUCACAGAUGGCUGUUUGCUCUUCAACCAUCCCACUCAUUACAACAAUGGCAACUACACCAUCGUGGCUACCAACUACUUGGGAACAGCCAACCAGACUGUCAGAGGACAUUUUCUGGAGAAACCAUUUCCAAGCAUUUCAGAUAUCUUUGUCACAUAUGAGUACAGUCCGAGUCCCUCCCCUCUCAUCACAGUGACACAUAAGCCAGAGGAAGACACAUUUGGGGUAUCUAUCGCAGUGGGUCUCGCGGCAUUUGCCUGUGUUCUCCUGGUGGUCCUAUUUAUUAUGAUCAACAAAUAUGGACGGCGAUCGAAGUUUGGAAUGAAAGGUCCUGUGGCUGUAAUCAGUGGAGAAGAGGAUUCUGCUAGCCCACUUCAUCACAUCAACCACGGCAUCACCACACCUUCAUCGCUGGACACUGGCCCAGACACGGUGGUGAUUGGUAUGACCCGGAUUCCUGUCAUCGAAAACCCACAGUACUUCCGACAGGGCCACAACUGCCAUAAACCAGACACAUGUUUCAGAGAAAUUAUGUUGAAUCCAAUAACCCUUCCUGGACAUUCUAAUCCUCUUAACCAUCAUGGCAUUUAUGUUGAAGAUGUCAGUGUUUAUUUCAGCAAAGGACGUCAUGGCUUUUAAAAAGAACAAAAAAAAAAAACUCACACACAAUCAACAGCGCAAAAACAAAAAAAAGGUGAAAGACAAAAAAAAAGUGAAAUCAAAAAGAAAAAAAAGAAAACCACCUCCUCGACAGGUUCCUUCUUUCAAUGUCAAGUUUGUUGGUUGUGCCCUUUGAGAGUUUUAUGGGACACUUUCACAAAAGCAUGGUCUGUACACAGAUCAAAGCCACCGCCGGGUGGAAUCGGACCUCAGUCUCCCUCCUGCUGAAACAACAACAACAACACAGGGGUGUACUUUUGUGUUUUUUCCCCUCCUGCCACCAGUUCAAAGGAAUGUUGUCCUCUUCUGUUGGUCCUAGUGUUCUUUUUUUCCCCCUCCAUCGGUUGCGGUGUUGCUACAAGGCAUAACAGGAGCAAAGCAGAGCAACAAAUUACAUUUUGUUGUUGUUGUUUUUUAUUGAAGGGGGAAAAAUAAGAUAAAGAUGUUCUCAAAGGAUGCGUCACAAUGGAUGCACUUUGCUUUUUAUUUUAUUUUAUUUUUCUUAUAUAAAAAUAAACAAGACCCAAGCAACUGAUCUGAAUCCGGAAAUUUUAGCGGUGGUCUUUUUGGCCUUGGAAUCCUUGUGACGUCACAACGUUCAAUGAAGACCACUUACUCUCUCUCUCUCUCUCUCUCUCUCUCUCAACUUGCAAGUAGUUAAGGUUAUGGGAGGAUACUCCAAAGCGAGAAGAGAUGAGACUUCAGAAGAUGUUUUAACAGAGUGAAGACCCUUGGUAAGAAAAGAUAAAACGAAGGCAGCCUCCACGUCUUCGCCCCUUCCUUGUAUCCCAUCUAGCCAUAAAGUUAUUGUACCAGAACCUAUAUGGAAAAGCAAUCAAGGAGAAAAAAAAAACUGGGCUGCUACUCUUAACCUUAAAAAAAAAAAAGAUGAUAUGGUGGCUUUGUUUUGAAUACAAAUUUAUUUGUAGGAGGAUCUUCUGUUUGUGCGUGCGCGUGCGUGCGUGUGAGUGUAUGUGCCUUUUGUGCGUUCGACCUGCUCUUCGGCUAUCUGUGUUCUGUUUUCGUACACCAGCCUUUUCCCUGCUGCUUGUAUAAUGGCUUUAUCUCCGGGGAUGGGAGUUGUGUGGAUGCGUGUGUGUGUGUGUGUUUGCGGGUGUGCGUGUGCAUUUGUGGGAUGGUGGGGAGGUAAGGAGCUCCUGGACUUCACACCAUGGAUGGAUGAGGAGUGGUGUUGCAGAUCUCAACAAGUCUAGGGACAAAAAAAAAUGUAGAAGAAAUCCACAAGUUUUUUUGUUUUUAAAUUCAUUCUCCGAUCUGCAAACCAACCAUCUUUUUCUGCCUUCCUAUCUCAUUUUCCCCUCCUCUUCCAUCCCUUUCCAUUAAUUUCUCGCCAAGUUAGAGAUGUAUUAUAAUUCAGUCAUGCACUCUGAAUGUAUGGUUGGCUCAAGGCAUACAAACUAAGCAAAAGGAGAUUGGAAUAAGACUCUGGCUUCAAUACAAAUAUUGAUUCUAGACUCAGCUCUCUAUAUAGACAUCUACGUUCUGUUCUUCUUUCUCACACCUUAACUCCAUCUCAAAACCUUAGCAAUGGAAGCAGGAAGAAUGCUGGCCUUGAUCUCCACCCUGGAAAGAAAUAUCUGUUCGGUAUUUUUCCCCCUCAGUUUCAGAUGAGGGGUCGGUGGGGAAUGGAAUUAUCAAUAUUAGAUAAGCUCCGUCAGAGUCUUAGUCAAAUGUAGUGAUAGAAUGUGGAACAUAGAAUCAUAAGGCUGGAAGGGAGGUCUUCCAAUCUAAUCCUUUGCUCAAGGCAGGAGGCUUUACACCCGGUUAUUGGAUUCAGCCGGUUUGCACCUAUUUGGGAGAACCAGUUGUUAACUUUCUAAGCAAUUCAGAGAACCGGUUUUU